Messenger RNA from Myxocyprinus asiaticus (Chinese sucker), 7364 nucleotides. Its product is annotated as 1-phosphatidylinositol 4,5-bisphosphate phosphodiesterase beta-2-like. Gene Ontology annotation, biological process: phosphatidylinositol-mediated signaling; lipid catabolic process. Bases 710 to 4378 code for a protein of 1222 amino acids. The record is from RefSeq and is a predicted model, not a curated record. Gene Ontology annotation, molecular function: calcium ion binding; phosphatidylinositol-4,5-bisphosphate phospholipase C activity. The transcript has 32 exons. NCBI's taxonomy places the organism in Eukaryota, Metazoa, Chordata, Actinopteri, Cypriniformes, Catostomidae.
GGCUUUUCACCACAAUGUAGUUAAUUCUGCUCUCAUGUCUUUAAAGUGCUUGUUUUAAAGCAAACAAUUUAUACAAUCAUCCAAAUGAGACUAUACUAAUAAUAAUAAACUGCACAUAUUUAGUUUUGCUUUAUCAAUCUUUAUUAAUCAGUAAAAUAUCUAUCAAGCUUUUUCUAUCACACACACCAGUGAGUGCCACACCCUUCAAUAGAGACUCGUCAAUGAAAGGGAUUUUCUCAAGAGAUGUUGGUCUGCAUUAUUUAUAAACGUGCCUAAUAAGUAGGUCUAAUUUCAUUCCCCUGUUCAUGGAUGUGAAAUUUGGUGUUCCUAAAAGUAUCCUUAUCAUGAUCAUCUUUAUUAUGAUACUCAUUAUUUAUCACCAAUCAAUGGAAUAAGAUUUAUUAAUGACACAGACAGUUAGACAGCAUCAUAUCUCUUCUGGAUUCUCAUAUGGCGUGACAAAACUGAUGCCACUUAGUCCUAAUAUUUGCUCUUUUACAUCCUAUUUUAUUUAUGACUGUAAAUAGUGUAAACCUGCGCAGGGUUGGGUCCUGCUCGCCCAUAAAACUCAUUUGCAAUGCAUAUUGAAGGCUGGAAGUUCUUCAAAAUCAUUUUAGUCCAGUUCCACAAAGUUCUUUCAUUCUCACCGGGGACGAUGACUUUAGGGGUGAAUUGUUAAACCACAGAGUUGUGUGGUGACCUGAUCAAAAUGAGUCGAAAUCGCCACACACUACAGGAACCUGACGUUAAAGAAUAUCUUGUAAAAGGAGACAGAUUCACAAAAUGGAAAGAAGACUCCAAAAAAACGACACCAGUCACCAUGAAAAUGGAUCCAAAGGGAUUUUUCCUUUAUUGGACCAACCAGAGUAAGGACACAGAAUUUUUAGAUGUUGCGACCAUCAGGGACACAAGAGCAGGAAAAUAUGCCAAACUCCCUAAACACCCAAAAGUUCGUAACGUCUUCAACAUGGAUUUUCCUGACAGUCAUCAUCUGGCCAAAGCGCUGACCAUAGUCACAGGCCCAGACACUGUCAAUCUCACAUAUCAUAACUUCUUUGCUGCAAAAGAAGUGGCUCAGACUUGGGCUGAUGACAUCCUUGCUAUUGUAUACAACACACUGAGGGCAAAUGCGUGCCGACAGGUCUUCCUGGAGAAAGUGUAUGUUCGCCUGUCACUACAGACCAACAAGGAUGGAAAGAUACCUGUUAAAAAUAUCUUAAAGAUGUUUCCUGCUGACAAAAAAAGAGUGGAAUCCGCCCUGACAGCUGCAAACCUCCCAAAGGGAAAGUUUGACACCAUUAAGCCAGAUGUGUUCACUGAAGCUGCGUUCAAAACAUUUCUGCUGCAUCUGUGUCCUCGACCAGAGAUAAGUGAAAUCUUCACCUCAUUCACCAAGGGGAAAGGUUUCAUGACAAAGGAAACGCUAGCGAAGUUCUUGAAUGAGAAACAGCGUGACUCUCGGCUGAAUGAGGAGCUGUUUCCUCUCGUGAGACCCGAGCAGAUGAAGAAUCUCAUCGAGAAAUAUGAGCCAAGCUCCUCCAAUGCCAGCCGUGGUCAGAUAUCUCCAGAUGGUUUGCUGUUCUAUCUGAUGGGAUCAGAAACAUCUGUCGUGAAUUUGGACAAACUGGCUCAGAGUCACGACAUGACUCAACCCUUAACACAUUACUUCGUCAAGUCCUCUCACAACACCUAUCUCACAGCGGGUCAGUUAACGGGCGUCUCGUCUCCUGAAAUGUACCGUCAGUGUCUGCUCGCCGGGUGUCGCUGUCUAGAGCUCGACUGCUGGAAGGGCAAACCUCCGGAUGAAGAGCCGAUCAUCACCCACGGGUUCACCAUGACAACUGAGAUCCUGUUCAAGGAUGUGAUUGAAGCCAUCGCUGAGAGUGCAUUCAAAACGUCCAAGUAUCCAGUUGUACUAUCAUUUGAAAACCACGUGGAUUCAGUGAAGCAGCAGGAGAAGAUGGCAGAAUACUGCAGGACGAUAUUUGGAGACGCUCUACUUGUUGAUGUGCUGGACAAAUACCCGCUCAAGCCAGGUCAUCCAGUCCCGAGUCCAUCUGAGCUGAUGGGUAAAAUACUGAUCAAGAAUAAGAAAAGCAGCUCAUCUCCAAACAAAGAAAACGCAAAGAAAGCUGUUACCGACCAGCCACAAGUAGCUGCAGAGAGUUCUGAGUCCAAUCAGAGUGAUGAUCCAAGCCAACCUGCUCCAGCAGAAGGCCAGGAUGCACCUGCCACACAAGAUACCCGUGAUGAGCCGACUGAAGAACAGGACGAUCAUGAUGAACAAGAUGAGGAGAAGAUGAAGAACUCUGAUGAGGGUACAGCUGGACAGGAAGUGACAGCAUAUGAAGAGAUGUCAGCUAUAGUCAACUACGUUCAGCCGAACAAAUUCAUCUCUUUUGAGAACGCAGCAAAAAAGAACAAGAGUUACGUGAUCUCUUCAUUUGUGGAAACCAAAGGAGAAAGUUUAAUCGCUAAGAGCGCUGUGGAAUGGGCAGAAUAUAAUAAGAGGCAGAUGAGUCGUAUUUACCCAAAAGGAACCCGUGUUGAUUCUUCAAACUAUAAUCCUCAGCCGUUCUGGACCGCAGGGUGUCAGUUUGUGGCCCUUAACUACCAAACUAUGGAUUUCCCUAUGCAGCUGAACAUGGCUCUAUUUGAGUAUAACGGUCGGACGGGUUACCUGCUCAAACACGACGUCCUGCGGAGAAGUGACAAGAAGUUUGAUCCGUUCUCUGACAGGAUUGACACUGUUAUUGCCAGCACGCUCACAAUUAAGAUCUACUCGGGUCAGUUCCUGUCUGAUAAGAAUGUAAAGACCGGAGUCGAGGUGGAGCUCAUUGGUUUGCCAAAAGACCCCAAAAAAAAGUACCGCACCAAAUGGACUACCACACCAAACGCUAUCAACCCUGAGUGGAACGAGGAGCCAUUCGUCUUUGAGAAGAUCUUGUUGCCGGAAAUGGCUUAUCUCAGACUUGUGGUUCUUGAGGAUGGUGGCAAGUUCUUAGGUCACCGAAUCAUUCCACUCGACGCUCUUCAAACAGGUUUCCAGCACAUUUGUUUGCGCAGUGAGAGUAACAUGCCGCUCAUGCUUCCGUCUCUGUUUGUGCACUUUGAAGUAAAGGACUACAUCCCUGCUGCGUUCGCUGAUUUCACAGAUGCACUUUUCAAUCCAGUGAAGACUUCAAAGCCACCAAAGACAGAGAGUUCAACAUAUGUGUGUGAAUAUGAGUUACCUGCUGCAGAUGGAGCCCCACCAGCUACCACACCCACACCUGCUGCAGAAUCAAAGGCUGAGAGUACAGCAGAGGGCGAUGUUGCACCAGAGGAAAAACCAGAACCAGCCCCUGCCCCAGCUCCAGAACCCCCUAAACCUGAACCAGCUCCAGAACCCCCUGAACCAGAACCAGUGGCAGAACCCCCUAAACCUGAACCACAACCAGAACCAGCGGCAGAACCACCUCAACCUGAACCACAACCAGAACCAGUGGCAGAACCACCUCAACCUGAACCACAACCAGAACCAGUGGCAGAACCACCUCAACCUGAACCACAACCAGAAGAGAAACCAGAAGAGCCUGCUCCUGCUGAAGAUAACAAUGUGACAGAGGUCAAGACCACAGAGUCCAGUCCUGGAGACAAAUCAAUUGAGGAAACCCCAUCCGAUCCUUCAGAUCCACCUACUGUGACAUCUGAAGAACUGCAGCAGCACAAGAACUUCCUGAAGGUCAGCAAGAAACAAGAGAAAGACCUCAAAGACAUGGAGAAGAAGUUUCAGAAGAAACGAGAAGACCUGACACAGAAGUACAGCGAGCAGCUCAAAGCCUUGAAGAAGAAUUCAGCCAAGAAGACAGAUGGUUCAGAUCCAGCUGAACAGAUCACUGAAAUCAAACAGAAGCUCAAGUCUGAGCUCCGAGCUCUGCUGGUUGACCAGUAUGAUCAACUGAAGAAGAAAAAAGAGCAAUUAAAUACUGAGCGCUUGACCAAACUCCUGGAGAUGGCCACAGAGAAACACAGCAGCGAACUGAAGACACUCAGCAGUGAAUUGAAAAAGAAGAGAGAAAAAAUGAAGAAGAGCAAAAGUUCUGAUCAGCUUGACAAUGACGCUCAGCUUGCAGAUUACAACAACCCUGACGGUACACCUCAGGAACAGAAUUUGAAGAAGAGACAGGCCGCUACGCUCGCUAACAUCAGAGACCUGAUCAGUCAGCUCAACAAACUCGCUGUGUCAGAGCAUGCUAAGAAGAUGUGGUCUCUGCCCAGCGAGCUGUCGGAGUCUGUGAACUCCUGCGUCAGACCUCAUUUCCCCGAACACGCAGACAAGGCCGGAGAAAAAAGCUCUGAACCCGCGGGACAGUACAGCCAAGUUUUUGUAGGAUAAACUCCCUUUAUAUACUUGAGGAGAUCAACAUUAAUAUAGAUUGAUAGCUAACAUGUUAACAUGUUUAUUUUUUACUUUACUCUGUGUUCUUUUUAUUAGAUAUGACAACAUGAAGGGCAUUCUUGUCGUAAAACAGUUUAGUACUCAAACUUUCAUAAAAACAAGUGACAGUAAGUGUGUAAACUGACCAAAAAAAUAUAUGUAUUGAUCGUUACACAGAAGUCUACAAGACCAGUCUUAUCUUAUUUAAGGCUGUAUGUAAUUUACAUAACACCUAAACAUGAAAUUAUGUUAUUAUUUAAAGGAAUGUUACUUUAUUAAGAAAUCAUUUUGACUCGUCCCUCUUAUUUAAAAAAAAUAAAGCAAAAAUUACGUUUACAGUGAGACACGUACAAUGGUAUUGAAUGGGGCCAAUCUGUAAACGUAAAUUGUGGCUUAAUGCCAUUUUAAUGCCAUGUUGUGCAUAACAGUUGUCAGUUGAGGGCGCUAUUAUGCUGCUGUUCUUUUUGACAGACGUUUCUGCACGAUGCCGGUCUCAAAGCUAAUUUGUUACCUUUGGAGUGCGGGGUUUUGGAAAGAGGGGGCGUGGCUAAUCCAACGGCUGAGUCUCAUGGAAGUAGAAUGGCUAAAAUCGCUUACAGCACCUUUAACUGCUUUUUCUGUAUAUAUAUAUAUAAACGAGGUACGAGUCUAAAUAAUUUUUUGUGCUAAUCAGCAUAAUGCCACAAAUGUUGUUGAUCAAGCUUCACUUGUAUUGAACCCGGAAUAUUCCUUUAAGGAAUAACAUAUUCUAAUGACGCACACCAAAAAAAAAUGCACUUUGUAAAAAGACUUUAAGAAUAUAAGUUUAAGGGGUAGGUGAUUGUAAUCAAAAUGUAAACAAAAAGAUGCCAUUGUUUUUUACUGUCAUAAACAAGAGUUCUAAAACGACCACAGGGACUGAAAUAUCAUACUAAAUUAAAACAGGUGAGGUAAGAUCUUCACAUGAGGGUUAAACUUCAAGAACAACGAUUUUCAAGACUAGAGAAGGUGGGAGUUUGAGUUUGAGCUGUGAAAUGAGUUCAGUACUUGUGUUUGAACCACCAGCUCUCUACCGCUUCAUUCUGAUACUCAAACCCUCUCAGAGAUACAGACAGUGAGUCAAUCCAUCCAUUACUGAUCAACCCACACAUCAUCAUCCUCUCAAUCAUUCAGAUGUUUUGUUAAGCCUGUGUCUUAGAUAAGAUGAAUCAUAUAUAUAUAUAUAUAUAACAAUUUUGGGUAACAAUAGUUUCUGCCAAAAAAGGUCACAAUUACUACCAAACUUGUGUAAAAAUGUGUUUUUAAUUUUAGCCGCCACUGUCAACAAGUAAAAACUAAGAUUCUGAAAGCUUCAAAGCUUCUUAAACAGUUUGAAGGAGAUUACAUAUUAAUUUAUCAUUAUUUUUACAGUAAUAACACUACACUGCCUCUGCCUCUUGACUCAUUUGUGAUAAACUGCUUGUAUUUUUCCUCAUCUGUAAGUUGCUUUGAAUAAAAGUGUAUGCUAAAUGAACAAUGUCAAUUUAUGAUAUUUUGGAGGAUACUCUGGUUAUCAUGGUACAUUUCUGUAAGAGGUUCAUCCACAUGCAAAUCAUGAGAUAUUGUACAUCAGACUCAUUGGUGACCAAACUUUUCAUAUGUCGAACUAUAAAAAAAAUCAAAUGACUGAAAUUCAAGUUUAGGUGGUGGAAAUUCAUUUUCAUAAAUUUUAUACAUUUUACUAUUUUGAUUUCUUAGUUAUUCCAAAAUAUGUAUUCACUUCAGAUUCAGCUUGCAAAUGUUUUUUUAAGCGUAACCCUGUAAAGCCUGACAUAUGAAAGAAUUGUCAGAAAAAUUCAAAUUUUUUGACAUUAAACUGUUUUCAGUACCAUUAGACAAACUAUAAAAAGAUUAAUAAUUUGCACGUUUUUUUUAUGUAUCAUAUUUGAUACAAUAGGCUUUAAAAGGUCAUUAUCCUCCUGGGUAGGGUUGCACCAGCUGUGCGUAAGGUACUUAAGUUUGGACGUAAACUACGGGCUUAGUAACUACUAGUUAGUUUGUAACUAAGUCAGUGCUUAAUUUGGUUGCACCAUCUGUUCUUAAGGCAAGACUUAACUAGUAGGUUGCAAACUCUCCGUAAAGUAAUGCGUAGUUGCAAAAUAUGACGUUUACCUGUAUUGAACCAAAGUGUUAAAAUGAUGUAAAUUUCAGUUUUAUCUGGUUAUGGUUGAUGUUCAAACCUUGUUUGCUCACAUAACUGUCAGCUGUAAUGAAUUAUAUUCCCACUGAAAUACAAUAGGUAAAAAAAGUACAGCAGAUUUAGCCUAAUAAAUAGUAUAUUUAUCCUAUGUAAAUAACAUUAUUCAGGAACUGCAUCUAAAAGCAACAAGGGACAAUAAAUAAAAAAAUUAUUCAUUUUAAUAUCCUAUUUAUAUUUUGUAUGUUGAAAUUUGACACCGGGUGGCACACCCCGCAAAGUGCACCGUUAGAUCGGUUUCAUGCUGAUGAGCCGCUAAGAAGUUGUUUUUUUACAUAAUAGUUUCCUUCAUAAAUGUAAAUGAGUGUACAUGUCAACAUCAUCAUAUAUAUAUCUAAAGGAUUGAAGUCUGUCAGGCAAAACAUUCAGUCUGCUUUUUGAUUCCAACCGUUACUCCUGGUCAGAGGCUUCCGUAAAUAUUUAGUUGAUACGUGCGUAGGGUUAUGUUCUACAUAAGUUCAAUGGUGCAACGCUCAAAUAUUUAGUAGUGUGUAAAUUGUGACUUAGUGCCCAUUUACACCACAACUAGACUAAGUUUUAACUUAUGCACAGCUGGUGCAACCGGCCUCUGUGGCCCAGCAAUGCAUUGAUGUGUAGGACAUUUGUUAUUGAAGUUUUUCGUAACCCAUACAUGCUACAGUGGUAAAUCUUGGGGUAUUAUCAGAGGAGUCCCUGGGCUUUUCAGAGAUACCAAAUGUUUGAGAGUUUGACCAUGACAACUUCCUCUAC